CUUGCCACGCACGUUUGAGAGACUCGGUUGCCUUUCCCAUGUUUGCCCCGCACUUCUGGCCUCCAUGAGCACCGGCUGCUCCUCCCGGCCCCGUCAUGCGUUCUUCGAAUUUCUUGACUAGUAACACCCUGGCAACGACUUCGCCCACACGUUUGAAGAAGAAUUUGAGCUUUUCGCGGAGAUCCAUGAUGAUGAUGUGGGUCUCAGUUGCAGCUUGGAUUGGGCUGGCACUGUAUUUUCCCAUUUACUCGUUUGGAUCCUACGAGGCGAAUCUCUCUGUUGCUCCAUUCUCGCCGAAUUGGGCCCAGUAUUCUCCAUUUGUUUCUCAGGCGGAAUACCAUGUGCCUAGCAACUGUAUAGUGACCCAGGUAAACCUUCUUGAAAGACAUGGCGCGCGCUAUCCCACUAGCGGUUCUGCUGCUCAGAUUGUCUCCGCCAUCGAUAAGUUAACUGCCGUUGGCUCGUACACGAAUGAACGCAUGCAGUUUUUGGUCAAUUAUACAUACGAUCUGGGAGUUGCCGAUCUUCUCCCGUUUGGUGCAGCACAGGCAUAUCAAUCCGGAGAGACCUUCUUCCAAAGGUAUUCGUAUAUUGUCGAUCAAGACCAUAUCCCCUUUGUUCGAGCUUCAGGCUCGGACAGGGUUAUCAAGUCAGCAAUGAACUGGACUGCAGGAUUUUCAGCUGCCAGUUAUCAUGUCUACAACCCAUCUUUAUCCGUGAUUCUGUCUGAAGACUCGAACGAUACUCUCGACGACAAUAUGUGUGAAAACGCUGGAAACUCCGAUGAAGAAACCAACGCCUGGUUGGCCGUCUACGCUCCUACCAUAACAGCUCGUAUCAAUGACGGUGCUCCUGGUGCAAACAUCUCCAACGCUGACACAUACAGUCUUCUCUCGAUGUGUCCCUUCGAUUCCGUGGCUAAGGAAAAGCGUAGUCCUUUCUGCGACAUGUUCGAGCCUGCGGACUUUGAGGGUUUCGAAUACUCGGGAGAUUUAGACAAGUACUAUGGCACGGGAUAUGGACAAGAACUGGGGCCAGUCCAGGGUGUUGGAUACGUCAACGAGCUCUUAGCGCGGCUGACUUCCUCCCCAGUUCAGGACAGCACCCAGACAAACCACACCCUUGACUCCAACCCGGAAACCUUCCCCCUCAAUCGCACCAUCUACGCAGACUUCUCGCAUGACAAUCAGAUGAUAGCUAUAUACGCCGCCAUGGGGCUCUUCCCCCAGAGUGCCGAUCUUGACCCGACGAGCCCAGAUCCGAACCGCAGCUGGCUUGCCUCGAGGCUCGUGUCGUUCUCGGCGACCAUGAUGACUGAGAAAUUGGAAUGCGCGGGUGAGGAGCAUGUGAGGGUUUUGGUGAACGAUGCGGUGCAGCCGUUGGCGUUCUGUGGGAGUGGGGAUGGGUUAUGUUCGUUGGACGCGUUCGUCGAGAGCCAGGCAUAUGCGAGGAACGAUGGGGACGGGGACUGGGAGAAAUGUUUUUAGGGUUUAGUUAG
This is a messenger RNA of Guyanagaster necrorhizus, 1498 nucleotides long. Its product is annotated as acid phosphatase. Bases 186 to 1487 code for a protein of 433 amino acids. The transcript has 6 exons. NCBI's taxonomy places the organism in Eukaryota, Fungi, Basidiomycota, Agaricomycetes, Agaricales, Physalacriaceae. The record is from RefSeq and is a predicted model, not a curated record. Gene Ontology annotation, molecular function: acid phosphatase activity.